Messenger RNA from Kalmanozyma brasiliensis GHG001, 1215 nucleotides. RefSeq names its product Glycine cleavage T-protein, N-terminal. Gene Ontology annotation, cellular component: mitochondrial matrix. Bases 1 to 1215 code for a protein of 404 amino acids. NCBI's taxonomy places the organism in Eukaryota, Fungi, Basidiomycota, Ustilaginomycetes, Ustilaginales. The record is from RefSeq and is a predicted model, not a curated record. The transcript has a single exon. Gene Ontology annotation, molecular function: protein binding.
AUGACGGUCGUAUUGACGUCGUUGCCGAGCCGCGGCAUCCCACGCUCGAUUGCAACUAGGCUUUCCGUCGGUCCAACGAACUUCAUAAGCAGAGCCAAUCCGAGGCAUCGCAACUUUGCCACGAGCCGUUUGGCUCGUUCGGCAGACAGUGCGACCAGCAGCCAAUGGAAGGUCGCAAAGGUUCCACAUCGCGGAGUCGUCCAGGUCAGCGGCAGAGACACAGUCAAGCUACUGCAAGGUCUCGUCAGUCACGAUGUCCGCUCUCUCGAAUCCGCCAAGCCCACCGGAUCGGGAUCUUCCGGCUUGGUCUAUGCCGGCUUCAUGAACCCGCAAGGGCGAAUGCUUGCGGAUGUCUUCAUCCACCGCCAGUCGCCAUUGGACGACGGCUCGCCACGAUGGCUCCUCGACGUUGACUCGCGUACGCUUCCGUCGCUACUGAGCUUCAUCAAGAAGUUCAAGCUUCGAUCUAAGGUCCAGCUCGUCGAUGUAUCGGGCGAGCACAACGCGGUUCAGGCGUGGUCCGCUUCGCAGUCAGAAGCGCCAGCAGCCAUCAUCGAGCAUCUCAGCAUGGACCCUAGGUGUCCAACAAUAGGCUACCGUGGCGUGCUUCCAGCGAGUGAAGCUGUCGACUUCAACGGAUCAGCGAGCCAGGUCGACGGAGACGAGUACACCUUGUAUCGAAUCAUCAAUGGUGUUGCCGAAGGAGCGCUCGACUUUCCCGAAGGAUCCAGUCUGCCUCUCGAGAACAAUCUCGAUUACAUGAACGGCGUCGACUUCAGGAAAGGCUGCUAUGUGGGUCAAGAGUUGACCGCUCGCACACACCACACGGGCGUAGUGCGCAAACGUAUCGUCCCGCUGUCGUUCUACCUUCCAGGAUCUAGCCCGCCUGCGACCAUCACAGAGGUCGACCCUUCUUUCUCGCAUCAACUACCAGCACACCUCACAGAGGUACGCUCCAGACCAGUCGGGGAAGCAACGGAUGGCAAAUCAGCACGUGGCAAAGCAGCAGGCAAGUUCACAGCCGGCAUUCACAACGUGGGACUGGGAUGCCUCCGAUUGGAACAGGUGAGAAGGUGGACCGACGCUUCAAGUCCAGAAGCCAGCAGCAGAAAGGACGGGCUCGAAAUGACGGCAUUGUCAGCGGACGGAGAGACGACAUUGUUGGUCAGACCAUGGAUUCCGAGUUGGUGGCCCAAGGAGAGGCCAGAGCAAUAG